Messenger RNA from Procambarus clarkii (red swamp crayfish), 663 nucleotides. RefSeq lists its product as uncharacterized. NCBI's taxonomy places the organism in Eukaryota, Metazoa, Arthropoda, Malacostraca, Decapoda, Cambaridae. The record is from RefSeq and is a predicted model, not a curated record.
AUGUCAACAAACAACUUUACUGCUCCCUCGCUAGCAGUAAAAUACUCACUUAUGUGUCAUGUGACGUGGCGGUCACUUCCCUCCACACCCAUGCUCCUGCCCAAUACCCCUACGCUCCCGCCCUCCACGCCCACGCUCCUGCACUCCGCACCCACGCUCCUGCCCACCACACCCACGCUCCUGCCCUCCGCACCCACGCUCCUGCCCUCCGCACCCACGCUCCUGCCCUCCGCACCCACGCUCCCGGCCCUCCCCGCCCACGCUCCCAGCCCUCCCCGCCCACGCUCCCGGCCCUCCCCGCCCACGCUCCCGGCCCUCCCCGCCCACGCUCCCGGCCCUCCCCGCCCACGCUCCCGGCCCUCCCCGCCCACGCUCCCGGCCCUCCCCGCCCACGCUCCCGGCCCUCCCCGCCCACGCUCCCGGCCCUCCCCGCCCACGCUCCCGGCCCUACACGCCCACGCUCCCGGCCCUACACGCCCACGCUCCCGGCCCUACACGCCCACGCUCCCGGCCCUACACGCCCACGCUCCCGGCCCUACACGCCCACGCUCCCGGCCCUACACGCCCACGCUCCCGGCCCUACACGCCCACGCUCCCGGCCCUACACGCCAAUGCUCCAGCCCUCCACACCCACAUACCGCAAUAUAUGUGGGUGCUCACUAG